This is a messenger RNA of Tarenaya hassleriana, 1941 nucleotides long. Its product is annotated as asparagine--tRNA ligase, cytoplasmic 1. Gene Ontology annotation, molecular function: ATP binding; nucleic acid binding; asparagine-tRNA ligase activity. Gene Ontology annotation, biological process: asparaginyl-tRNA aminoacylation. The record is from RefSeq and is a predicted model, not a curated record. Bases 66 to 1787 code for a protein of 573 amino acids. Gene Ontology annotation, cellular component: mitochondrion. NCBI's taxonomy places the organism in Eukaryota, Viridiplantae, Streptophyta, Magnoliopsida, Brassicales, Cleomaceae. The transcript is spliced from 6 exons.
CUUAGGGUUUUUAGCAAAAGCUCCACCUCCGCAAAUUGAUUCCGCAGCUUCUUCGAUUGACGACAAUGGCUGACGGGUCUUCGCCUCCGGUAGAUCAACUAGCCUCUGCAUCCAUAGCCGAAGAUGGUCCCUCCUCGUCUUUGGUGAAGAAAGCACAAUUCUCCGACCGUGUGCUUAUUCGUUCGAUCGUCGGAAGAUCCGACGGCGGAGCUGGACUGGCCGGCGAACAAGUCCGGGUGGGUGGAUGGGUCAAGACGGGUAGAGAGCAGGGGAAAGGGUCCUUUGCUUUCCUGGAGCUCAAUGACGGGUCGUGCCCUGCGAAUCUACAGGUUAUCGUGGAGGCGUCCGUAUCUGAUCUAGCCCCUCUCGUUGCGACAGGAACUUGCGUGUCUGUCGAUGGGAUUCUGAAGACCCCUCCGGAAGGUACGAAGCAAAAGAUUGAACUCCGGGUCGAGAAGGUGAUCCAUGUCGGAAGAGUGGAUCCGGCGAAGUACCCGAUUCCAAAGACGAAGCUAACUCUGGAGUUCUUGAGAGAUGUUCUUCAUCUUCGUUCUAGGACAAAUUCGAUUUCAGCUGUUGCAAGAAUUCGAAAUGCUCUUGCUUUUGCGACCCACAGUUUCUUUCAAGAGCACAAUUUCCUCUACAUUCACACUCCAAUCAUCACAACAAGUGAUUGUGAAGGUGCCGGCGAAAUGUUCCAAGUCACAACUUUGAUCAGUGAGGCUGAGAAGUUGGAGAAGGACCUAAUAGAGAACCCUCCACCGACAGAAGCUGAUGUCGAAGCUGCCAAACUCAUUGUCAAGGAGAAAGGUGAUGCCCUAGCCCAGCUCAAAGCUGCCAAAGCUAGCAAGCAAGAUAUGGCUCCGGCUGUUGAUGAACUCAAGAAAGCAAAGGAGAGUGUGGCUGAACUUGAAAAGAGAUCGAAGCUUAAGCCGGGAAUUCCCAAGAGAGAUGGGAAAAUUGAUUAUUCCCUAGAUUUUUUCGCCCGUCAAGCUUUCUUGACGGUUUCUGGUCAGUUACAAGUAGAAACAUAUGCUUGCGCUCUUAGCAGCGUGUAUACAUUUGGCCCAACUUUCCGAGCAGAGAACUCUCAUACCUCGAGGCAUUUGGCUGAGUUCUGGAUGGUUGAGCCUGAAAUAGCUUUUGCCGAUCUUCAGGAUGACAUGAACUGUGCAGAGGCGUAUGUCAAAUACAUGUGCCAGUGGUUGCUUGACAAAUGUUACGAUGACAUGGAACUUAUGGCCAAGAAUUUUGAUAAGUGUUGCAUUGACCGGCUAAAAAUGGUUGCCUCAACGCCAUUUGUACGUGUAUCGUACACUGAAGCAGUGAAACUGCUCGAGGAUGCUGUGGCCAAGGGAAAGAAGUUUGAGAACAAAGUGGAGUGGGGAAUCGAUUUAGCAUCUGAGCAUGAAAGAUACUUAACAGAGGUUUUGUUUCAAAAGCCGGUUAUCGUCUUUAACUACCCGAAAGGGAUCAAAGCGUUUUACAUGAGGCUUAACGAUGAUGGGAAGACAGUCGCUGCCAUGGAUGUUCUCGUUCCAAAGGUUGGAGAACUCAUUGGUGGAAGCCAAAGGGAAGAACGUUACGAUGUCAUUCAGGAGAGGAUAGCGGAGAUGGGUCUACCGAUGGAGCCAUACGAGUGGUACCUUGACCUACGUCGCUUUGGAACAGUCAAACACAGCGGGUUUGGACUCGGGUUCGAAAGGAUGAUUCUGUUUGCAACGGGGAUCGAUAACAUCAGAGACGUCAUUCCCUUCCCCCGGUAUCCUGGACGAGCAGAUCUUUGAUUUGCAAUACAUCAUGUUUUGAUUUUCAACCAACGGCAUUAUCUAUACCAAUAUUUGAUUUUACUAUAUGAAGUUAGCCAUUUCGGAUUAUAUUUGCGAUUAUGGUUUGCAUAAGCUAAUUUUAUCCAAAUGAGCUCUUCCCACUUGUUCUUUA